AUGUUUUUCCCAACUCUAUCUUCGUGGUGGAGUGCUAGCUCUGCCGUCAACGAGCAUGCCAUCCAAGACGCUAUGGAACAGCUCCGUGAGCUCGAGCUUCGGAUCGAAGUGCUUUCACCCGUGCUAGACCUCUACCACGCACGGGUGAUCGACUACUGGGUGAGCGCGCGCGGCAGUAUGUCAACUUCGUCUGGGGAUGUUCUGCUCGGACGCGAACUGGCGGACGAACGCUUAGUGCUCAUAACCCGCUUCUGGACGAUAUAUGCAGAGCUCAUUCUCAUUGGGCACAAGGUGUACAAAAUACCGUCUGGCGCGAAGCAUGCCUGUGAAGCAUUUGAGAGGCGAGUUAGAUUUGUUGCAGUUGGUGUGGAGUUGGCUGAAUCUUGCACUCUCUGUAGAUUGAUCAAUCAGCUCACCGCGUUACGAUAUCCGCCCCGCCCCAUUGAUACAUUCUCUUAA
Molecule: messenger RNA, 459 nt
Organism: Fibroporia radiculosa
Lineage: Eukaryota; Fungi; Basidiomycota; Agaricomycetes; Polyporales; Fibroporiaceae
Exons: 1
Coding region: 1-459 (152 amino acids)
Source: RefSeq, a predicted model, not a curated record